AUGCCAGGAUAUCAGUCGACAUCAAGUGCAGCAUUGUUUUCAGACAAUGCUCAAAACACAAAUCCAUCCUUGCAAGGAUCAGCGCAAGGGGGCAACGUUAGGAGUAAUACUCAGAACAGAACCAUACCGCUGUCGAACACUUCAAUAUCGGUGUUGAAGAAGAAAAUGGAUGAUAGUAACCAUGAGUUGGUUAAUAUGUUAACCAAUCAAAUGGGUACAAUUUUUAAUCCAGUGAUACACGAAUCUGCUGAAACAAAUAGGCAGGUGGCGAAUCAGUUGACGCGCUUGUGUAAUUUUCUGGGGGCACCAGUUCGACAGAUGGCACAAGUGGUUAGGCAAACCGUUCCUGUUCAGAUGGUGAUAGGGGCAGCAGAAGAUGAGACAGUCCAUGAGGGACAAAUCCUUAGACCCCAACAAAAUCAAGGCGUUGAAUCAGGAGUCGCAGGACGUAACCAGAUGGUAUUGGUUAACCGACACCAGCAUGCUGAUCAAAUUGUCGAUCAACAUCGACAAGAAGACGUAACAGUAGAAAAUAAUUUGACAACUAUUGUCGAAAGGAUUAUGGCUAGAAAUGGUAUGGGUGCCACAUUGCAAAGGCCAUUAUACGCCUCGUCGUUGGCUGAAUUUAUUCUCCAAACGGAGGCACCUAGGGGAAUGAAAGUGCCCAAGUACACUGAGUUUGGGGGAGAAUCUAGUGAAUCGACAAUAGAGCAUGUUGCCAGAUAUCUAACGGAGUCAGGAGAUUUAGCUCAUAAUGAGUGUUUGAGAGUAAAGAACUUUCCCUCCUCUCUGACUAAGGCUGCCUUCACAUGGAAGAAAAUAGACCCAACUUUUUUGAAAAGUAUGGCACAAUUGGUUGAUAGAGUUCGACAUCUCGAACGGCUAAGGUUAGAAAAAGUUAGACACAAUAAGGCUAAGAAAGAAAAAGUAGCGUUUGUCGACUACGAUAUGACAAAUCCAAUAUAUGAGGUUGAUUAUGCUUCAUUGUCCGAAUUAGAAAUUGACAUGGCUGAGUUAAAGCCAGGAUCUGCCUACGUGUGUCGAUCAUUACUUCUUGCGCAAGGAAAAAAUCCUGUCGAAAAGAAUCCAAAAUUCCUUUCGAAAACUUAUACUUUUGAUGUGACAAAGGAUCUGGUUCAGAAAGCGAUUCAAGAAGGAAGGCUGAAAUUUGCUGGCCGCAGAAUGAAGAUCGACGCUGACCCUCUCCACCAGGAGGAAGCUCUAUUCGUGGAGCCAAUCGAGAUUAACAUGGUCUAG
Molecule: messenger RNA, 1257 nt
Organism: Lathyrus oleraceus (garden pea)
Lineage: Eukaryota; Viridiplantae; Streptophyta; Magnoliopsida; Fabales; Fabaceae
Exons: 3
Coding region: 1-1257 (418 amino acids)
Source: RefSeq, a predicted model, not a curated record